AAUCCCUUACGAGGUACGGAACGGUGUCAAUACCACUUGCACGUCGCCAUUCAGUCGUUUACACAUUUGCACUUUUACCGCUUAACCGACCGGACACGGAAAAAGCACACGACCUUUCGGGUGUUGGGCGUGUGAGUGUGGGGUGCAAAUCAUUAGAAUUCGAAUCCGAACCAACUUCCUAUUGACGAUCGUUGAUUAUCGGGGCAACCUCCAGUCGUACUCUACUUCGUGCCGCAAGUCGUGCUCGUAAGUGCAUUACUAAGAAGUGCGCGUGUGGAUUACAGCGGCCAUCAUCAUCGUCAUCAUCACCGACGGGCGGGCUCGUUUGUCACCGCAAACGGCGGCCAUCGACAGAGCACAGCGGGACAGAGCAGCUCCCAGCUGGUCCCAGGAGUCAGUCAGAGACAGUCGUUAUGGAGCUGUUACUGAAGCUAGUGGCGUUGGUGUUGCGGUUGGUGAACUUUGUACUUGAACCGAUCCUAGCACGGUUCGGUGGACCGAAACGUACGGAACCGUUCCCGGCGAUUCGUGAUGAGGUGUUGCGUGUACCGGCGGUCGAGUUGGCGGAACAGAUACGCCAAGGUAGCCGCCGAUCGGUCGAUGUGGUCCGAGCGUACGUACUGCGCAUCCGUGAGGUGAACCCACUGAUCAAUGCCGUCGUCGAGGAGCGCUUUGAGGCCGCACUGGCCGAGGCUGUGGCCGCAGACGAAACCGUUGCCAUUGCACGCCGGAAUGGUGAUUCGUUGGACGAGUUGGCCAAACGAUCACCGCUGCUCGGUGUACCGAUUACGGCGAAGGAAAGCUGCUCGGUCAAGGGACUGUCGCUCGGUGGUGGCGUCGUACGGCGUCAGAAUAUUACGGCCGAUGCGGAUGGUGAGGCGGUUCGGUUACUGCGGGAAGCCGGUGCCAUUCCGCUGCUCGUCUCCAACACGCCCGAGUAUUGCUUGGGAUUCGAGGCGUACAACAACGUGACCGGCUGGACGCUGAAUCCGUACGAUCCGAGGCGCAGUGCGGCCGGUUCGUCCGGUGGUGAAGGAGCGCUGAUCGGGGCCGGUGCAUCGGUGUGCGGUGUGGGCAGUGAUCUGGCGGGUUCGAUCCGCAUUCCGGCCCUGUUCUGUGGCAUCUUCGGACACAAACCCACGGCCGGCGUCGUCUCCAUUAAAGGCCAUAUGCCCGUUUGUACCGAUGCACACUUCGAUCAGUAUCUCACCCUGGGGCCGAUGUGCCGAUACGCUAAGGAUCUACCUUUACUGCUGGAGGUGAUGAGUGGAGCGAAUGCCGGCAAGCUAAGGCUUAACGAACCGGUCGAUGUGACGAAGCUGAAGAUCUACUAUCCCCAGAAGCUCGAUCUGCGCAUUAACGCAGUGCCCAUUGCUCCAGAAAUUCGCGAAUGUUUGCGCAGCGCCGUGAAACACUUCCAGAACAAGGGCAUCUACUCGGAGACGAUCAACUUCAAGCACUUCCGCGACAGUAUGCAGAUCGCGUCGACAGAACUGCAAACACUGGACAAGGUACCGUCGGUUUUCGCUAACCCGAAUGCAAACCAGCUGUGGGAGCUGGUGAAGCUGCUGUUGGGCCAAUCGGAACACACGUUUGCCGCCCUGUUUAUGAACAUCCUAUCGGCAACAAAGCGAACCGUUAACGAGAAGGAUCGGCAACGAUACCUACGCAUAUCGGCCGAGUUUAAGCAGGACAUUACCGAAAGACUCGGUACCGACGGUGUGUUUCUGAUGCCUUCCUUCCCGAAGCCCGCCAUAAGACAUUACGAAUCGUUCGGUCACGUCACGGGCUUCAUGUACACGGCCGUCAUCAAUGCGCUAGGGUUGCCGGCCACGCAGGUACCGCUGGGAUUCAACCGGGACGGAUUGCCGGUCGGUAUACAGGUUGUGGCGGGCCCCAACCAGGAUCGAUUGUGCCUUCGGGUGGCCCAGGAGCUUGAAACGGCCCUAGGUGGAUGGCAGCCACCGAAGUAAAGAUUAUAGAGAAGACACCCGUAUCGUAUCGAGUGAAUGAUGUGUGUUUGUGUAGUCUGAGUAUGAGAGCCCAUUUAUGCAUAAUACUGCAUACUGCUAGAUGUCUGCGACACCUGAAACCAUUUGGAUGAUAUGGACCGGAACCUUGGAGCUCGUCGCCUUAUGCUGAGGCGCAUGUAUCGCUUCCCGUGAGGUGCGAGCAACUAUUACGUUUUUGUUACACCACGACCAGUUAAUAAACAUAGGACAAUAUUGUUGUAAAAUA
Anopheles darlingi is the source of this 2238-nucleotide messenger RNA. RefSeq names its product fatty-acid amide hydrolase 2-B-like. The record is from RefSeq and is a predicted model, not a curated record. The transcript has 3 exons. Bases 414 to 1973 code for a protein of 519 amino acids. NCBI's taxonomy places the organism in Eukaryota, Metazoa, Arthropoda, Insecta, Diptera, Culicidae.